AUGUGUCCAUGUAAUAAUGCAACUGAAGAUGGUGCGACAGAUCCAAAUAAUGGUAUUGCUAUUUGUACUUGUAAACUUGGUUAUGAAAGAGAAGACAUAACAGGCAAUUGUAAAGAUAUUGACGAAUGUGAAAUUAAGACAGAUAAUUGUAAUUCAGAAAGUUCAAUUUGUAGCAACACUAUCGGAAGUUACAAAUGUAAUUGUACAAGUGGUUAUCAGUUUAUUAGUGGCUCAUGUGUUGAUAUCAAUGAAUCUACAAAUCCGGCAAGCUGUGCCAAUUAUAAUAAUGCAUUUUGUGCUAACACUAGAGGCUUGUAUGAAUGUCGAUGUAGCGCUGGCUUUUCAGUAGGAGGUAUGUUUAUAAAAGCAUUAAAUUCAGCUACUGGACGAUGUACAUGUCCAUUAUCAAUAAUGAAUCUUGUUAUUUCCUCGGAUCCAGCCAAAUACACAUGCCAUUGUCCUGGUCAUCCAUUUGUUAAUUACACUGGUGAAAAGUGUAUUCCAUCAAAUAGUACCAGUAAACUUUUUAAUAUCGAGUCAUUCUCAUCGUCAACUCUGAAAGCCGAGAUAUCCAAUACUUUACAUAGAAUGAAUAAAACGUGUAAUGAAGCAUGUUUACAAAUAAAUAAUAUUAGUGUACCACAUGUUGAUAUUGCAUAUUACACUACUUUGAAUAUAUCAUUGAAUUCUACUCAACGUGUACAACUUGUCAUUGAUUUUUAUGAUUAUAAUAUUAGUAUAAAUAGUAGUUACGAUGUAACAAUAAGAAUUAUUAUAAAUGAUUUAUAUGGAAAGCUGGAAACUUUCUCAAGUAAACCACGACGCUGCGAAGAAUGUAUAUUUUUGGCUACUGGCGUUUGUAAUUUGACCGAAGAUGCUUGCAUAUGUAUUCCUGGUUUUGAAGGUAAAUUUUGUUAUGAUCGUGCUGAAACAACAAAGCCAACUACACAAUCAUCAUCGACUACAAAUUGGACAAUUACUGUUGUUAUUAUAAGUGCUAUAGCUGGCCUAAUGAAUUCAAUUAUAAAGGUCGAUAUUUUAAGUUAUAGUUAA
Messenger RNA from Rotaria sp. Silwood2, 1053 nucleotides. The record is from the annotation of a GenBank genome assembly. Lineage: Eukaryota; Metazoa; Rotifera; Eurotatoria; Philodinida; Philodinidae.